Messenger RNA from Drosophila obscura, 1519 nucleotides. RefSeq lists its product as uncharacterized. The coding region runs from base 92 to 1441 and encodes 449 amino acids. The transcript is spliced from 5 exons. The record is from RefSeq and is a predicted model, not a curated record. NCBI's taxonomy places the organism in Eukaryota, Metazoa, Arthropoda, Insecta, Diptera, Drosophilidae.
AUCCAGUAAAAAACAUUACCCCAAAACGAUAACUCGAACCGAAACCCAUACAGAUAUAUAUAUAUAUAUAGAGACCAACUGGACGUGCAUUAUGACCACUAUAUUGAAUCGCCGACCAAAGUCUUCGCCGGCCCAAGUGGGUUUUAAGCACGCAUUUCCACCGGUGGAUUUCUUUCCCCUGCCGGAGCCGGAGUCGCAUCUCUGUCGUGAUGCCUAUCUCAAGGCGUUGCUGGCCCCCUUCGAGCGUGUAUCCGACGAAGGCAGCGAAGAGCCGGAAGACGAUUGGAUACCAAAAAAGGAUUUGUUCGCUACGAAAAAUUUCGACAUCCAGUUUAUGAUGAUAAGUAAACGCCGAACCACAAAGUUGUCGCCCAUGAAGUAUCGACCAUCGGCCAUUAGUCCAAAUUCGAGAACCUCGGUUUACAACAUAAACGCACUGGUCAGGGCCCGCUACGAAAAGCUUUUGAAAGGAUUUAGCAUUUCGUGCAUCAACUAUCUGCUGGAGAAGAUCAUCAAGAAGAUUAUCAUCAUGCGAACCCUUCCACCCAAGGGAUCCGAUCCGAAGAAAACCAUAUUUGGUUGGUCCAGUCAUGAAUAUUACAAACGAUUUAAAAAACAUGGCGACACGAUUUAUUUGGAUACCUUGGUGUUUGGAAAAACUGAAAAGGAACUGGAGGCUCUCAAAUAUUAUGUCGAUCUGGAAGAGAUUAUACGCCUGAUCAAUUCUUUGAGGAAUGAUUUGAUAGAGAAUAAUGAGUUAUGCCAGGGUUUUAUGGCAUUGAUGCGCGACAUUCAGGUGGAUAUCAUGGAGAUACUGGCUAAGCCCUAUGAGGACAUGAAUAUCGAGCACGAUGAUCUCGCCACGCAACUCUUUAAGUCUAAGCAGGGAAAGUCCGCCGAUCCGCAAUCGAUAUCAAAACGUCGUGCAUUUAAAAAGGAGGAGCAAUACCUCAUGGACUACAAGUCUCCCAUUGAGACACGGUAUCAGGUUAAUUGGUCGCGCGAUAAGUUGGAGCAGCGCUAUUACGAAGAUGCAGGUAAAAUAAAGGUGAUACAAGAUGAGCUGGACAAACUGAAAGAGCUGACUGAUACGGAUAAGACUGUGUGGAGGAGUGCCAACCUUAAGUACACGACACUGAUUGAUGAGUACAAGCAUCGCAUUAAUUUAACGCAGGAGGCCUACGACGAUGACAUGGAGAAUGCCGCAAAUGUCGUUCAGAAUACGCUCAACAAGCUGAACAAGUGCAAGGACGAUCUGAAGAAUGCUCAGGAGAAGGUAGAAAUGUUCCGUGUGAAAGUAGCAGAGACGCGCGCAAAAAUAGCCAAAGAACAGGAGGAAGAGAUGGAGAAACUUCGAAAGCAAGAGGAAAAACUAGCGAGGAAAAGUUCAGUGAAGGGCAAAGGCAAAGGAAAGAAUGGAAAAGAAAAGAAGAAAAAAUAAACAAGGAAAAAGGAAAAAAUCUCGGAUUAGAUUUUAAUAAUAGCCAAAGCAGUGAUUCAACCUGAAAUAAGUUCUAGC